Messenger RNA from Pararge aegeria (speckled wood butterfly), 4159 nucleotides. Its product is annotated as G1/S-specific cyclin-D3. The record is from RefSeq and is a predicted model, not a curated record. Bases 158 to 1081 code for a protein of 307 amino acids. Gene Ontology annotation, biological process: positive regulation of G1/S transition of mitotic cell cycle; regulation of cyclin-dependent protein serine/threonine kinase activity; mitotic cell cycle phase transition. Lineage: Eukaryota; Metazoa; Arthropoda; Insecta; Lepidoptera; Nymphalidae. Gene Ontology annotation, molecular function: cyclin-dependent protein serine/threonine kinase regulator activity. Gene Ontology annotation, cellular component: cyclin-dependent protein kinase holoenzyme complex; nucleus; cytoplasm. The transcript has 5 exons.
GCGGCCGGCCGCUCACUGUGGCUCGGGCUCUCGCCGUCGCAACACUACGCAAUCGCUCGGCCCCUCGGCGCGCUCGAUCAGCUGUCCGCGACGCGCGACACUCGCACGACUCGACGCAGAGCAGAGGAGUCCAGAUUAAGCCGCAGUGCGGUGUGCCAUGGAGCUGCUGUGUGCGGAGCGCGUGAGCCCCGGGAGCGGCGAGGGCGCGCGGGCCGGGCCGGCGCUUGCGCCGCCCGCCGCCGCCGUCGACCCGGUGCUGCUGCGCCGCCGCGUGCUCGACAACCUGUUGCGCACCGAGGAGCGCUACGCCGUCACGGCCAACUACUUCGGCACCGUGCAGACCGAGAUCACGCCCCACAUGCGCCGAAUCGUCGCCGAGUGGAUGCUUGAGGUGUGUGAAGACCACAGCUGCCAAGAAGAGGUGUUCCCAUUGGCGAUGUCCUACUUGGAUAGGUUUCUAAGCACGUGUAGAAUUGGCAAGAGCCAGUUACAACUCCUGGGAACCGCGUGUCUUCUGCUUGCUUCGAAGCUACGGGAGCCAAGUUCGAGGGGACUUCCGGCGGACUUGUUGGUCUUCUACACUGCCAAUAGCAUCACGCUCACGGAUCUCUGUAGCUGGGAGUUGCUGGUGCUGUCCAAAUUGAAGUGGGAUGUCGCGGGAGUGACUGCGCACGACUUCUUGCCGCUACUGCUUUCUCGACUGCCGCUACGGGGGCGUGUUAACACGGAGAUGGUUCAUAGGCAUGCUCAGACCUUCAUCUCGCUUGCUGCCAGAGAUUAUGAAUUUACCUUGUACUCGGCGAGCACAUUGGCUUCCUGUAGCAUCGCUGCUGCACUACGAGGCUUGAGUCGUGAUGGGCAUCUGUCUCGCCUGCAGGAACUAACUGGGAUAGAUUUGGAUUGCCUCCAAACAUGCCUGGAACAGAUAGAAGAAAUGGUGCAGAAUGUGAUUGCUGAGCGCGGCAUCUCAGCUCCAAACGGUCAAGGGAGGGAGCAGGCGGGGUGGACACCCCCUCCCACGCAGGACAAGGCUCACAGUAAUGCCGCCACCCCUACAGACGUAAGGGAUGUACAUUUCUAACGUCACAACGGUCAUUCGUUGCCCAGUGACGUGAACAGACCCAAGUGACGAACUUUGCUUUAAUUGCGGUGCGUUAGUACGAGAAUACUUUAAACUAGAAGAUUAAGUUAGACGGUGCAUCCGUGAUCGAGGACUGAUAUUAAGACUGACAAUCGCAUGUGUUUAACGUUGGUAUAAGAAGCUUCACAUAAAGAGCACUGGUGGUAUUACCGUACGCUUGGCAAUUUUUAUAAUUACAUGUUAUUUUACUUUCGCAUGUGUUUGUAAAAAUUCUCGAAUGCGCUGGUUAAUUAUUAUGUGUCUUUUUUACGUGACGCGAGCUAUAUUACUUAUUGCACGUGUAGUCUAAGGAUUUAUGGACGUAGUUGUUAUAAUCGUAGGCCCUGCGUGCUACUUUUUAGCCUCUAGUCUUACUGGCAAAUAAGAUAUUACGACAGAGGCGUUGAACUGAAGGAUACAAAAUUGUUUUAUUAUAAGAAAUACAAUUAUAUCUUCCAGUUAGUUGAUAUCUUGAAAUUACAAUCUACCUCUUAAUUUUUAAGUUUCAGUUUUGCUUGACACAUCUGUUAUGAAACAAAUUGUUUUUUUUUAAUCAUAGUGAUAUCAAGCUACUUAUAUGGGACCAAAGUACCAUUUCUCCGAGUUGCUUAAUAUUUUGUGGUAGGAGAGCCGUUUCAGUUUCGCUUUACAAUAAAAUGUUUAUUAUUUCGCAUUUAAUUAUCCAGGUAACUUGGCCAUUUAUUUUUAAGAAAUCGAAGCAGAAAUUUAAAUGUACUAAAAAACUAUCUAUCAAUAAAAUAUUAUUUUUCAAUUUUCUUCUUACUUAGCAGACGAACAUUAUCCGUAUAUCGGGGGAAGGCAAUAAAAUACGCUUUUAUUAUGUAAAAACUUUAAUAUAGUAUGUAUAGUACCUAUAUCAAUCGUUAACAGAGACAAUUUAAUUAAAAAAUGACAAAAUCUGCACAAUUCUUCUGAUAUACACUUUAAAAUAUAUAUAUUAUUAUAAUGCUAUAACUGUAAUGACAAAAUUACCUUUGUAGGCACCUUGAGUAACAAUGUAGUAAGUAAAAGAGACGUCAAAGAUAUGGUCCAAUGGGCUGCAAGAGAAAACUAUCCGCGAGUGCUGUGUACUCAGAAUCUACGAAUCACUGAAAAGAGUAGAAUAAAUGCAUUUUUCUUCAGAUGUGACCCAUUUUCCUGUUAGCGGCGUCUAGUUUUUUUGACCACUCUAUAUAUGUAUAUGUAUAAAGUAGACAAAGGGCUAAUGUUUUUGUUUUGAAGAUUCUUUUUACAAUAAGUUAUUUAGGCAUUUCAUUUUGUUCCUUUAUGAUGAAUAUGUACCAACAUUUAUUUUAGCAUUUAAGCGCCUAACAUAGAAUGUGAUAGUGUUAGGAAAUAUAAUAUAAUUUCAAUUCAUAGUCACUUCCAGUCAUAAUAUGUUAACUUAGGGGUACUAUGUAGUUGGAAUGUAGAGGAAAAUAAGAAAAAAAAAUGUGAUUUUUGUAUCAUUGGUAAGUUAGAUUUAUAUUUAGUGAAUAUAAUUAUUAUUGUUCCUACAUCCUCUGAUAAUGAAAAAUGCAAUAGACUUGUUCCAUAGUUUUGUACUUAACUUUGUGUUACUAGGUACAGACAGACUAAAAAAAUUAACAUUAACUAAGUAAAUACAUUAUAAUAUUGUGAUAUAUUUUCCACAGAUAAUUACUAUUUUAUAGGACUUAAGUAAGGCAGGCGUUGAUAGUAGGUAUGUUAUAGAAAUAGUAAGUGUUAAAGCUAAAUGUAAGAUUUAUAAAAAUCGUUUAUUAGCUGUUUGCUCUGCAUUUAUCGUAAGUUGAAAUAUUUUUAUCAAGUAAUUGUCCAAUGUCUUCCAUUUCUAUAAUAUAUGUAUCGAAUAUAAUAAAUAAAAUAGCCUUUAAAACAAUGCUGACAACAUUAUAUCAUAUUCACUUAGAUAAAUUAAAUUAUAUUUAAUAUUUUUUCAUAUUGUCGUUAAAUUAAAGAUAAGUUGGUGCAAAUAGUACACAAAUUCUUAAGUAAAUUGACAGGUCUGAAAGUAGUGCUAUCCAAAACACUAAACAGUCAGCUCUAAAAGUAAUUCCAUCCUUUUCCUAAUGUGCACUGAUGAAAAAUAUGGCACAACUUUGCAUCUGUCGUUUUAGUGCAUAAAGGUGACCUACUACCGAAAAGUACCAACGUUUCCUGUGAGAAAUAGUAUAGACAUGUCAGUUUAGUUCAGUUUAAUUAUUUCUGAACGCCCGAAAGGUGCCACUGAUACUAAUUCGGAUGUUAUUGAUAGGUCUAAAACUAGUUCUGACCUCUUCACAAUCUUGCAUUUAGAAAUGGAUGGGAUAUUUUCAGUCAGGUUAAUUUAGUGUAGAUGUUUUUGCACAACCGAAACAGCACCAUUGACAUUGUAAAUAUAUAAAAUCUACAUAUGUACAUAUAAACUAUUAUGCUAUAAGCAUGUGGUGCCAUAGUAACACUACUAUAAAGGUAUUUUGUAAUAUAUUGUUUAUUAUUAACGCAAAUUGAAUUUCCAUUUACUUAUCUAGGACCAUAAAACAGAUGUUUACUAAUAGUUAGUACGGUUGUGGUAUUACUACCUAGAUAAAUAGAGCGUUCAAAUUUCGAUUCUAUUGUAAUAGACAUACAUAGUAUAUUUAACUGUAAAAAUAUAUGUGGGAAAAUAUACGCAUUAAAAAUAGUAUAUUUAAUGCUUACUUUGGCUUUGACUGGCUUUUUAAUAGGUUAAGAGAUACUGUUAUGCAAUUAGAGUAAUAUUUUAGGUACGCCGCCCUGGAAACCUGAAUUUUCCACCAUUGUAUAUAAUGUAAUAUGUAGAGAGCUAAAAAAACUCUCUGGCGAAGUGAUCUUUAUUUUGUUUUUUUUUUGUCGCUGAGUCGAUAUUUUUUUAUAUAAGAAACUAAAUUCUAAAGAUUUCAUGUUGACGCGAAGUUGCGUAAUUUUGAUUUUAUAUGUGAUUAUUAGUAGUAUAAGUAAUUACUAUCUGUAUUGUAUGGUCGUUGCAAAUUGAGAUGUAGAUAUUUAAAAACAAAAUCGCAAUAAAAAUAUAUAAAAUUA